Molecule: messenger RNA, 2342 nt
Organism: Panonychus citri (citrus red mite)
Lineage: Eukaryota; Metazoa; Arthropoda; Arachnida; Trombidiformes; Tetranychidae
Product: coiled-coil domain-containing protein 93-like
Biological process (GO): Golgi to plasma membrane transport
Source: RefSeq, a predicted model, not a curated record
CAUAUGGAGGCGGUUUUGACAACAACAAUCAGUUUUACUUUAGUUGAUUGUUUACUAUUUUAAGAUGAUCGUAAUUACUUAUCAAUCAUAUUAAUCAAUGGUUCCAAUUACAAUCUAAAUGUCAUCUAUUCCCUUGAUCAUCUGAUUCUCUUUGUUGUCUAUUGAUCAUUUUUCAUUCUGUUUUCCAUUUUCCAUUUUUACCUGUGAUAAACUGGUCAUCUGAUUUUCCAUUGAUUUCAGUGUUUCUUUUUUUUCUCUCGCUCUCUUUUUCUUAAUUAAAUCAUUUGUUUAGUUUUCAAUUUGAUUUUGGAAAUUUUGAUUGUUCAAUUAUUGAUUUGUGAUUUGAAAGUGUUGCUGUUGAGGUUUUAUUGAGAGAAAUUGGAAAAGUCAUCAUCUCUCUAUCAUCGGUUUUCUUUUUGUUUACAUUCAAAGUGAAAUUGUGACUUGUAUUUUUUUGUUAAGCUUUUCGCUUUUGUUUUGAUCGUUUAAUUGGCCUCCAUUGAAAAUGAGUGAAAUCAAUACAGAUUCUGGUGGAAGGUUACUUAAAUUUGAUGUUAGAGAAGAUGAAGAACAAUAUCAAAAAUUUCAAGAGAUUAUUCAAAUUCUCAUUGCUGCCGGUUACUUUCGUGCUCGGAUAAAAGGAUUGACAGAUUUUGAUAAGGUUAUCGGUGGAAUGACCUGGUGUAUAAUAAUGUGUAGUGUCGAUAUUGAUAUUGAUCUGAUGUACAGUGAAAAUCUCACGAUUGGACAGAAAAUAUCAUUAACUGAGAAAAUUGUUACAUCGUUAAAACGGAUGAAAUGCCCUUUCGCCCUGGAGCCUCAUCAGAUCCAAGGGAUGGACAGUAAACACAUUUUCCCAGUCGUUCAAUGGUUGGUUAAAAUGUCUAUUCAAUAUCGCCAGGAAAAUGAAGUUUAUAUGAAAAACUUUGCUGUCCGAAUGUUCAACAAAGAUCACAAUUUACCCAUUGAUCAACAACGAUUUUCUGAAAGCAACAAGUUAAAACAAGAGUUUAUCCAUUCUGAUCCUGAUACAUCACCAGUGAGAAAAUAUCGUCAUCCUAAUAAGUCAAAAAUCAACGAUCUCAAGACCAAUGUUAAAAUAACCAUAUUAGAGUACAAAGGAUUAGCUGAUACUGUCAAUGAAUCAACUAAUACUGAGAAAUCAUCUUCCCCUGAAUCAGUUGAACAUGCGGAAACUAUUUCACUGAUUGACGAUAUGAAACAAGAUAUUAAUUUUAAACUAAGUUCUUCGAUCGUUGGUUCGAUAAUGAGUGAAAAAUAUGAGGAAUUGAAACAAAUCGCUGAAGAUUUCACAAGGAAUCAAUUGAAAUUGGCUGAAAAUUCACUUGAAUACCGAGAGAAAGUAUUACGAGAAACUCUUAAUGAUUAUAACAAUCGAAUCUCUGAGGCUAAAAGUGCGCAAGAGAAUAACAAUAAUCGACUUGAAGCGUUAAGAAUGGAAAUCGACAGUAUUAAAAAUGACCUGAAACAGUUUAGCUUACAAAUUCGGGCCAUGGAAGAAAAUGAACGUGAAGAAAGAAAAAAUCUUUCCCUUGAAUUGGAUAAAUUGAAAAGAGAAAAAGACAAUUUCCAUCAGAAUUGUAAACAAGAAAAGAAACGACUUGAGAAAGAAUAUGAAACUUUAUCUAAUCAACUAUCGGAAAGUGGAGAUGAGGAUGAAAUUGAGAAACAAUUAGAAGCUGAACGAAGUAAAUUUCGUAAAAUUGCUCUAAAAUUAGCUGAAAAGAUUAAAGAAGUGUCCUUAUUACAUCGUAAACUUGACGAUAUCCCUUCAAGAGCUGAGCUCAACCAAUAUCAAAAGCGUCUUGUUGAGCUAUACAAUCAAGUUGCUGCCAAACACAAUGAAAAAAAGUUUUACAUUCUCUAUAAUCAACUGGAAGACACUCGAGUUCAUCUUGACAAGGAGUUGGCGUUAUUAGAUUCAAUUCUCACGAAUUUCAAUCUAGCGAAUACAAAUCUAGCAGCAAGAGAGCAAUUUUUGUCCCAAUUCGAGCAAAUUGUCGAGAAUAUCAACUUGGCCAAAGUUAAAGUGGAAAGAAAAGUAAUCGAGAAGAGGAAAAAAGAUCAAUUAAAUGAAGUUUAUGUUGAUUUAAUUGAAAAACAACGACAAUAUUAUCGAGCUGUUAGUCAAUUAAAAGAGGAGAUGAAGAAAAAUGAAUCGCUAAUCAAUUCAAACAACAAUUAACUCAAUCAUUUUGGUAGGAAAAUUUUUAUUCUAAUACAAUAUUGAUUGACCAAGCUCAUUUAUUAAAGGUAAAUUGAUUCUCUAAUAAAAAUAAUUAAUAAGCUCUCAAUGUGAUGAGAAAAUUAUCAAUAUCAAA